Molecule: messenger RNA, 833 nt
Organism: Leptopilina boulardi
Lineage: Eukaryota; Metazoa; Arthropoda; Insecta; Hymenoptera; Figitidae
Gene: mRpS24
Product: 28S ribosomal protein S24, mitochondrial
Exons: 3
Coding region: 153-635 (160 amino acids)
Biological process (GO): translation
Cellular component (GO): mitochondrion
Source: RefSeq, a predicted model, not a curated record
UAAAGGUGAUUUUAUACCUCCAGUAUUUUAGUCAAGCAAUCGACUGGAUUGAAUUUUCACGAAGAAUCACUAAAAUCAUAAAUUUUACAUAAUUUCAACUGUUUGUUAUGUCAAUAAUCACAGAAGAAAAAGAAAAUAUAUAAAUAUUUAAAAUGUCAUUACAUACAAUUUUACGAACAACAUCUCAGAAGUCAUGUACUGCUUUUUUUCAAACAUCAGCAAUAAUUAAUAAAUCACAUGCCGGUCGCUAUAGAGUAACACCUAAAAAAAAUAAACCGCUCACGUAUGAAAUGGCUUUUCCACCUCAUGAGAUUGCUCACAAAAAAGGCUGGAAUUCUUGGAAUACUUCUAAUUUAAUUAAUGGAAACAGAUCUUCUGAAACAGCGGUGGAAGAUAUGUUUAUACGACGAUUCAUAACAGGUACAUGGCCUUCACUUUUGUUGAGUGAAAUAAUCAUAAAACGACAAUUUAACAUUAUUAGAAUAGCUGGAAUUUUAAAGUUAUCAGCGAAUCCAAGACAAAUAUACUUUUUAACAGGAUACAGCGAAGAAUUUUUAAGUUAUUGGCUACAAUGUCCUGUCAAGUUAGAGAUUCAAGUUACAAAACGUAAAGACGUUAUUUUCAAAUAUAUUUAAAAAAAUGUUUUUUUUUUUUUUCUCUCAUAUUUUCGCAUUGUGCUCAAGUGAAUUUAUUUAAAUUUUAUAAACAUAAAGUUUUGUGUUUAUCAUUUGUAAUAAAAUCAACAACUUUUAAAUAGAACUAUUCUUAGUUUUAUGUAAAUGAUGUAUAGACAACAAUUAAUAUAAAAAUUUAUUAUUAAGAAAUUUAUACAA